AGACCAAGCUCAUUGGCUGGAAUAAGAGACACACGCAUGCACACUGAGAGCACACCACUAAGUGCAGUGAUCACAGGUCUGCCAGAGUAGGUUGACCAACAGGAUAAGUGCAGGACUACAUCGUCACUGAGUCAGCUGGGAAUCCAUCAGUAAGAAAACAUGGCAGACCGGUUGAUCGACUUGGAGGAGAGCGCCACUCACACCGGUCCAAAGGGAGUUAUCAAUGACUGGAGGAGGUUUAAGUUGGAGAGCAUGGACCAGGAAAACCUUCCGCCAGCAAAGAGGGAGCUGCUGAGACAGAUGUCGUCUCCUCACAGACAACGAGAAGACUCUAGGGCAAGUCUUAAUCGCAAGAUGAGUGUGCAAGAGUACGAGCUGCUGAAGGAGGAAGAUGAAGGCUGCCUGAAGAAGUACAGGAAACGCUGCAUGCAGGAGAUGCAUGACAAGCUCAGCUUUGGGCCCAAAUUUGAGGGUGUACAUGACCUGGACAGUGGUGAGGCCUUCCUGGAGGUCAUCGAAAAGGAGCAUCACAGCACAGUGGUCGUAGUCCACAUUUACAAAGCUGGGGUCAAAGGUUGUGAAGAGCUCAACAACUGCCUGGAGUGCCUGGCUGCAGAGUACCCCACUGUCAAAUUCUGCAGGAUUGACGCUGUUGCGUCCGGUGCUUCAGAGCGAUUUUCUGAUGAGGUUUUACCUACACUACUGGUCUACAAGGCUGGAGAACUGCUCGGGAACUUCCUGGCCUGCACUCAGCACCUUACAGGGGAGUUUUUUGCGACAGAUGUGGAAGCAUUCCUCAACAGCUAUGGUCUGCUGCCAGAGAAAGAGAUGCCUGCACUGGACGACGAGGAGGAGAACAAUGUGGAAUGAAAAAAUGUUUUGCAAAUGCUGGGUAUAAAAAAACUGAGGGCAGGUCCACAAAAUAUCACCUCAACAGCAACAAAAGCCAAAGUAAUAAGUACUAAACUCAUUUAUUAAAGUCAUUUGUGUAGCUAGCUAUUGUAUUUGAAUAAAAUUUAGCUAAAGAAGCAGAGUUUUUUUGUGGCAAGUGGGUAGACAUUUAAUAUCUUUGAAAUCAUUUCAAGAAGAGAUCAUUUCAAAAAUAUCAUGGGUCAGUGUUUCCGAUAACUGAUGUGAAACACUGAGCUUAUUUGAAAACAGUUAUUGAAUUAAAUUAAUAACAAUUAUGAAGAGAUGAAAAGCUGGAAAGCGUGCUUGUGUCCUUGAGCCUCAUGUAGGCGCUUAUGCAUAGAUUUUUUGUGUCAAACUCAAAAACUAUCCACUUGGUUUGCUUUAGGCUCUAUCUUUCUUUUCUUUGGUUUCUCUUUUUUCUGUCAGCCCUUGAAGCACCAUAGUAUAAUGUACAGUUGUAAAAAGUGAAUAAAAUUUCUUAAAAUACCAGUUUGUGUGAUAUUGACAAAUAUGUGAAUACCCGCAACCAUUCAAUCUUUUUUGAUCCCCGGCAAUUGUUGACCAUUUCCUCACAGCACAACCUGAGAGGUGAGAGGGCCAAUAAACCCCACACAGGUCCUCUCUUAACAUUGUUGUUGAGAGGCUUACACCAUGCUGACCUUCAAAGAAACAUGUAUCAUGUUAAUACAUUUUAAUUGAAAACUAAGGCAGAAAGGUUUGAUGCUGAGAGGAAGAUCCAUUAAAAUGAAAAAAACAUUGGGUGAUGAAGUGAAUCCUGAGGAGGGGAAUUCAGACUCGCCUACGAGGAAAUGUCAAAAUGAAAAUCGCAUUCUUUCUGUUUCUGCUGAAACAGGUUUAAACAUGUUUGAUUACAUCAGUGAAGGUAUUCGCUUCCCCUUCACCUCUGGGAGUAUCGUACAUGCCCAAACCACAACAUAAAAGAUAACUACGAUCUUAGGAAAAGACGUGCUGUACUUCACCACAAUUUGAUACCGCACUAUAAAUAAAGAUGCUUUAUAGCACCAACAUAGAAGGGAAUGUCACCCCACUUUCAAACCAGGCCAGACACACACAUGAUCUCAUUUAACUCCUGACACCACAGACAAGGAGGCAAGUGAUAAAAUGGAGAGAAAACAUGUGAGACCAGGGUCUGUUGAAUCGUUCUCACAAGACGUACUCACAAGAACACAACGCAUCUAUAGGACCCUCUAUAUUAAACGCACUGUCCCUAUGAAACUGGUUAAUAUUAUUAUUCAAAAUCCUUGUAAGCGUUCCGCUGUACUUCUGGCGUGAUUGGAGGAUUGUGCCCUCCCCUGUUUGGCAGUACCGGUUGCCAGUCAACAAUUUCUGCUGGGUUCCUCGUACUCCUUGUCAGCGAAACCAGAGCACUUCAGCUCUGCAGUGAGUAGGCCUUCUCUGGAAACCAGGGGUUAAUGGAUCACACCAAUGGCCUUUUUCUAACCUCCAUGAAAGAGCCUAAUGGGGUGUGCCACACAUAGAACACACAGAGAGUAUGCUAGGUUAAUCUGUCCCUGCAACAGCUUGGAAGGUUCUCAUAGCUCUUGAACUUCUUUAUACUGAUAUUAUUUUUUCUCCCAGAUUACUGCAGUGAAUAUCUGCUGAAAUGUUUGUCAUUCUUGCAUAUAUCACCUCCGGCAAUUAAUUUUCAUUUAACACUAACUCAUAUUUUUUAGAGAGAAUAUUCAGGCAUCUUACUACACAAAACACCACAAUUGGCAAGAAAUGCAUUGCCUGCAGCUGGAAACAGCUCACUUUCACACAGUUGCGUGUGUUGAAUGUCAGAUCAUCCGGCUAACUCUCACGCAUUACAUAUCUUAAAAAGGAAGAAACAGAGUUGCUUCAGUCGGCUGCACCGGAUGUUGAACAAUGGAAUGACACUAUUGAAAAUAUAUUUAUGAUGGAAAGAUUGACAUUGUGUAAGUUAAAAAUGAAAGAACAAUGGUGUGACAAGAACUGGGAAAAAAUGGGUGAGAUACAAAGAGAAAUGACAAUCUUAAGUUCCUCACAGGUUUCAUGUAUGUGUACUUUGUGUCUUUUUAUUAAUUACUGUUGCUUUUAUUUUAGGGAGGGAAUGUGUUUUUGGAUGUUAUUGUCUUUUGUUUUUUUUCUUCUAU
Molecule: messenger RNA, 3047 nt
Organism: Synchiropus splendidus (mandarinfish)
Lineage: Eukaryota; Metazoa; Chordata; Actinopteri; Syngnathiformes; Callionymidae
Gene: pdcb
Product: phosducin b
Exons: 4
Coding region: 160-870 (236 amino acids)
Biological process (GO): regulation of G protein-coupled receptor signaling pathway
Source: RefSeq, a predicted model, not a curated record